Cooperia oncophora is the source of this 363-nucleotide messenger RNA. The record is from the annotation of a GenBank genome assembly. NCBI's taxonomy places the organism in Eukaryota, Metazoa, Nematoda, Chromadorea, Rhabditida, Trichostrongylidae.
AUGUUGAAGCAUACAGCAUUCUUCAGAAUGUUCGAUCAAAUUGGUCACGUUGGUUUCGGACCGGAGUUUCGUGAUUACUAUUUGGACCGAGUAAAGUAUGGUGGACUCAUCGAACUUUACAGACAGUUCCUUGUGGUCGUGGUCAAACUCAUCAUCGAAUACGCCCAUCUUCCAAGUAACAAUUCGAAGAUUGCGAAGGAUGUAGACGAGGUAAUUGAAUUCGAAACGAAGAUUGCGAAAAUCAUGGUGGCUGAAGAGGAUCGCAAUGACCGUACUAGGAUGUACAAUCUUCGCCGUCUUGCUGAUAUGGAGAAACUGACACCCAUGGUGGGUAAACUUUUAUUGAUGUCGUGCUAUCCCUAA